GGGCAACCCUCCUUGUUCGUAUUAGCACCUAGGUUGGUUGUGCUUUGGCCGUCUGAACUCCGAUUCGAGAGAGAAGGUUAUACCGUCCUUAGUCGAUUAGGCCAAGAGAGCUACCUUGGUAGCUUAUUCCGAAUUCCUAGUUUGUCCUAGAGACAGAGAGAGAGAGAGAUGUUCCAUCACUAGUUGCAAUUCCCUUACAGUUCACAAUCACCUCCACCACACGUUUUCAUUCAUUCUGACAAGUCAUGGUAGCUAGAUAGGGGGAGCUAUACCCGGGUGAAUCCUUCUUAUUUAGAGUCAAAACUAAUUACAUUUACAAUCGUUUUAAUUGUAGAUCGUAGUUUUCAACAAACAACUAAUUGCUAGAUAAUGUUUCAAACAAUCGAAGUAGGGAUACAUGGAUCGACCCAGGUUGAUAUUUAAACAUACUUGCCCUAUAUUGAACCCAAUUAAGGUUUAUACUUGGGCCUUAAUUGGGAGUUUUAUGGUGAUAUUCGGUACGAGUCAAGAUUUUGGCGCCUUUUUCGGGGACUGAAUGGUCCGUUAUUUUUAUAAGAUUAUUUGGUGUUAAUCUAGCCUUUACUUUUUGCUUUUGUGUGUGUGAAUCUUGAUUAAGUUCAAAGGGUCAACAAUCAUGAUUCAUGAAUCAACAUCAACUCUCAUCAACCGAGGAUCAUUGGCAACUAUAUGGCUCCACGGGCGGCGGAUAUUCAACCUACUAUUCGACAUCCACCCGUGGACGUCAACAAUUUCGAGAUCAAGCCCGCCCUCGUCACCAUGAUCUAGAACAAUGCACUAUUUCAUAGGCUUAGCAAUGAGCCCACAAGGGAGCAUGUCCAGAGGUUCAUAGAGCUUGCGGGAGGUUUGAAGAUAAAUGGGGUUCCCGUGGACGCUUUGAAGUUGAGACUAUUACCUUACUCUCUUGCGGGGAAUGCGUCUCGAUGGCUCAACAAUCGACCGGACCUCUCAAUCACCUCGUGGGAUAAAAUGCUCAACAAGUUCGUGAUCUAAUAUUGUCCUCUUUCCAAGACGACAGAGUUGUGCAAGAAGAUCACUCAUUUCGAGAAAGAGGAGGAUGAUUCGUUGAUGGAUGCAUGGGAGAGAUACUCUGAUUACUUCCUCCAAUGCCCACACCAUGGGUUCGAGGAGAAAUUUUGGAUAGAGACCUUCUAUGGAAGUCUCCACCAAGAGGAUAAGAUUCUCAUUGACCCUUUUAUGUCAAGGAAAGUUGAUGAACAAGACUCCACCCGAAGUGACUGAGUUGCUCGAGGACAUGGCGACAAAAGAGUAUGAUUGGGGUUUGACAAGGAGUGGUAAGAAUAGUACCGAAAGAGGAGUAAAAAGCAUAGGAGUCAGUGCUCCACUUGAAGCAAAGCUUGACCGCUUGUUUGAUGCGCUCCUGGAAGACAAGAAGCAGGAGAAGAAGGGCUGACAUCAUGUGAUUGUAGUGCGAGUACGAACUAUGAAGAAGCGGAGUGCCAAGUGAUAAACGAGGAAGAUGUCUCUUGUGAGAAGUUGUACUCUAUCUCCCCUGUAUGUUUCGACAGAAUGUCUGCUCUGGAGGAGCUUGUGACCACCUUUGCUAGUUUCAGCUCCAAGAAGUUUGGAAAAAUAGAAAGGUUCAUGGGGGAGGUGACAGAAAAAUUAUCGUCCAUAAAGGUAGGGUUGCAAAGUCAUCAAUCACUUUUGACGACCUUGACCACAAGGAUGGGGGCUAUCUCGCAAGCAGCUCUUUCCCGGAGACAAUCAUAAGAAGAGGAACUGGGGGUGGUGACCCUUCGUAGUGGGAGAGAAACAUGAGAAGUACUCCCCAGAAGAAACCUCCUAGGUUAGAAGAGCAAAACAAAGCCACUACUUUCCUCGAGAAAGAAGGGGGCACAAGUGCAACUAGUGGGGAUAAGGCAGACUCGAAUCCUCAAUUAGAACAGAAAAAGGAAAAAGCAAGUUCACCUCAUCCUUACCCCUCCAGAAUCCACACAGAUCACAUGGCGGCAACGUCCGCUCACUUCAUGGAGUUGAUGCACCACUUGCAGCUCAACAUUCCAUUUGUCGAAGCCCUCACUCAGAUUCCCAAGUACGCAAAGUACUUGAAAAACCUCCUCACCAACAAGAAGAAGCUGGAAGGAAUGGCACCGUGACCCUGAAUGAGGAGUGCUCAGCCAUCCUACAGAACCACCUUCCUGCAAAGCACAAAGAUCCAGGGAGUUUCACUAGGGGUUAGUAUUAAUGUGACGUCGUAUAGGUCUUUUAAAAGUUUAGACCUAGGUGAACCUAGAACUACUAGGAUGAAUAUUCAGUUGGAUGAUAGAUCCAUAUUGCAUCCUAAGGGUGUGGUUGAGGAUCUACUUAUUAAGAUUGGGACUCUCAUUUAUCCGGUCGAUUUUGUCAUUCUCGACAUCGAGGACAAUGUGGAUGUCCCCCUUAUUCUGGGUAGGCCCUUUUUGGCCACCGCGAAGGCAUUGAUCAAUGUGCAUGAUAGACCAUUAAUUGCACAUAUUUUUACCUCUAUUCUUGAGCCAUUUGAGAUGUUGAUUCUCGUGUUUUAAGAAGAUUUCACGCUAGGUUGUAUGUUUAUGUCACAUUUCAGGAUUUGGCGUUGACAUGGAGGUGAGGAAUCGAGUUUCGGGUCAAAAGGAGACCGUUGGAGUAAAAGGGAGCUGGAGGAGCAAAAUACCCGGCCAGGAGUGGAAAUACCCGGCCGGGUAAAAGGCAAGGAGAGGUCGGGGAAAAGCUGAAAUCCCAGGAGGGGUCCCGACCGGAAUGCUUAAAUCCCCGAUCGGGUAUUCUUGACCUCGAUCAGGGAUUAAUCCUCUGCCAACGCGGUGCAUUUCAAAAGUCCCUGGCCGGGCACCUAAAAUAUCCAAUCGGGGAUUCUGACCGGGGAUCGCGAAUGGCAGGUUCUUAAGGGAAAAGAAGGGCAAAUUUGAAGGGUUUCGAGUUUUAGAGAAAGAAAGUGAUACCUAGAGAGAGAAAGUGACGAACCAGAGUUCCCAAGUGCUUUAGAACGAUCAUCAUCACCAUUGGAGCUCGCCUAACACUUGGAGAAGUGUCGAUUAACGACCAGAAGCAGAAUCCCAUCCUUCACAGCAUGAUUUCUGCAUCUGAGCUAGCUUUUGCUUCUCUCUCCAUGGAGUAACUUCCUCAUUCAUCUGGGUAUGGAGAACUCUAGAUUUGUGUGUUAGGUCUGAUUGUAUGAACCCAAGUAUGAAUCCAUUGGUUUGAUUAUAUUCAAUUGAGGUUUGAAUUGAUGAAUGGCAUGAAUCCUGAUCACAUUCCUGUUGUUCCUGCUUUGACCUAGAAAGAUAAUAUCUGCCUAGGUUGAUAGAGUACCCUUGAUUGAAGGUAGUGAAUUGGCGACUUUAGUCGAGGAUUCAAUUCACUAUUCUGUACUGGCUUUAUUCCAGUAGAGGAGGUUUUGUUCGUUAGGGCCUCAAUCUAUUUACUCCGGUGGAGGUUAGUUGCCCGCUGGGGAUUCAGAUUGAGAGGGUCUGGAGACCUUUAGUCGACACUGCAGACUGUUUAAGAACCUCCCGCAGUAUAACUACCUUUGAAUUCGAACUUGGUAAAUUACAAUCUUGCUUAACUGCAGUCUAGGGGGAACCAUAUCCGGGUGACCUCUCUCAACUUGAAAACAACCGUUUACUGCUUUGCUUGUUUGUUUACUUAGACCUUCACUACAUUCACAUUGCUAAAUAAUAAGAAUUCAUGGAGUAG
Molecule: messenger RNA, 3714 nt
Organism: Linum trigynum
Lineage: Eukaryota; Viridiplantae; Streptophyta; Magnoliopsida; Malpighiales; Linaceae
Source: the annotation of a GenBank genome assembly